Phaedon cochleariae (mustard beetle) is the source of this 1658-nucleotide messenger RNA. NCBI's taxonomy places the organism in Eukaryota, Metazoa, Arthropoda, Insecta, Coleoptera, Chrysomelidae. The record is from the annotation of a GenBank genome assembly.
AGAUUCCUACUAGCGAAGAUUGCGUAUUUUCGGUGAGCACAAAGGAGAAAGAACAUUGUCGAAAAGAUGUGAAUUAGUGUUGCAUAGAUGUCAGUGCCUGGUGACCUCAGAGACUCCGAUUCGGGAAAAACACAAUAGAGCUUGAGCCUAGAGCCACUAUAGAUCUAGAGCUCUGGUGAAAGGGAUCUAACUUCGGAUCUAACGGUGAAAAUGGCAGACGUAGAAGACAUCAUGUGUGACCAAUGCAUAUUAACUUCGGAGUUUAAUGUGCAAUUCAACAACGAAACUCCGUAUUUGGUAGUCCCCACAAGCAAACUCUGGCUGGCCAUCGACGUCCUGGCUCGUGUCCUCCUACCCCCCGUCUCGACCUUCUACUACGCCAUCCUCAGGAACCCCCCACAGACCGUCCUCAGUAACGUGCGCCACCAGAUCCUCCCGACCUUGGUCGCCUUCCUCGCCAACAACGUCUCCAAGUCCCUGGCCUCCGUCCAGAAGAUGUCGCUGCCGAUGACCUUGCGCAUCGCCAAGGACGAAGAUGGGCGGAGUCGGGCGUUCAUCGACGAUGGUGGGGAGGAAUGUGGGCGGGGCCAAGCGGCUAUCUUGGACAGUGGUGGGGAGGAUGUUGCGGAGAGGUGUGUGGAGUGCGUGGUGUUGUCGCAACCGGAAGGGGAUGUUUUGGUGGAUGUGAUUUUCAUUCAUGGAUUGCACGGAGGGAUCGACAGGACUUGGAAGCAAGGCACUUGGAGAACACAAAGUCACAAACUCAUCAAUCAAUCACCAGUGAGACGACCAUCCACAGGCGAUCUUUUUGUACCCCCUACCGAUCGUUCCCUAAAACGCACUCUUAGCGGCAUGUACUCCAAGAUCCCGAAAAAGAUAGCCAGGAAACACCGAAAUUUCGAUAAUCUGCGAGAGAAAAAUUUGGAAACCGAAGAAAACACGGCAAACUCCGAGGAAUAUAGUGAGUGUUGGCCCAGAGAUUGGAUACCAAAAGAUUGUCCCAAUGCCAGAGUGAUAGCUGUGAAUUAUUCUACUGAUGUACUUUGGUGCCCUACCUGGUUGAAGAAAAGAAAAAGAACUGGUUUGGUGGCAAGAAGUCAAGAAAUGCUCCAAGAACUAGUGAAAAUAAAUGUGGGGAAGAGGCCAAUUGUAUGGGUAGGUCAUUCAAAAGGAGGACUUUUCAUCAAGCAAAUAAUGAUAAAUGCUUGGGAAAACAAUGAAGACAAUUUCAAGGAUAUAUUCAGACAGUCCAAGGGUAUUAUGUGGUACAGUGUACCACACAGAGGGUCUACUCUGGCAGACUGUGCCUUCCCAUUAUUAAGAAGAAGUAUAGAAGUAUUGGAAGUACAAAAAAAUUGUGAUUUUGUGUUGGAUCUUCACAAAAAAUUUCUUGAUGUAAUUGAAAAAGAAGAUUUGCAGAUUGAUAUCUUCAGUUUCAUAGAAACUGCCUUCACACUGAUGUCUUUCAUCUAUAUAAAAAUCGUAGCCUAUGAUUCUGCUGAUCCAAAUAUAGGAAUAAAAUGUGAUGUUCCACUGGACCAUAGGGAAAUAUGUAAACCUGCUGGAAGGGAUUGCUUUUUAUAUUCAGAAUUAAUCAAAAUAGUGAACAAAAAUGUAUCAAUAAUAGGUAUAGAUCAAUAGAUUUAGAUUUGUUUUUU